CACAGCUAGCCCUGUUCCUCACAGGUGAGUGAGCAGUUUGCCCGCUACCUUGAUGUGCAGAUCCAGGAGCUCCGCAGGGCAGCACAGGGCAGCACAGGGCCACUGGAGCGGCUGCAGCAGUUCUUGGAGCCCUUUGUCGUCUUCAGUGGCCUGGAGCUUGCCCACAGCUUUGAGCACUUCUACAGGCACUACCUGGGGGACCGGCUCCUGACGCAAGGGCCGUCUUGGCUGGAAGGAGGCAUCGUGGAGCAGAUUGGGCUGUGCUUCCCCAGCCGCUUUCCCCAAAAUAUGCUGAGCAACUUGGCUGAGUCAGAGGAGCUCCAGCGGCAGUUCUGCCUCUUCCAGCUGCAGGAGCAGGAUAAGCGGCUGCUGGAGCUGGACAUGGGCCUGGAUGAGGUGCUGGAGACAGCCUCGGUGGCAGAUGUGCCAGAGGUGAAGGUGCUGGCCCUGUCCCCGCGCUGCUGGCCUGUUUCCCCACUCUGUUACAUGGAUAACCCUGGGAGGUUUUUCUCGGCAACGCUGAGCUCCCCCCUGGAUGAGUUUGCUGACUUCUGCCAGCAGAGCCAGAGCCAGCUGGGCUGGGAGUGCACGAAGCCCCGGCGAUUGCAGUGGACGUGGCUGGGCCAUGCUGAGCUGCAGUUUGGAGACUGUGUCCUCCACGUGUCCACGCUACAGAUGUACAUCCUGCUGUGCUUCAACAGUGCUGAGGAGGUGGCUGUGGAGGCCCUGCUGCAGGCUACAGGGCUCCCUGCUGACCUGGUGCACCACGCGCUGACACCGCUGACCCACGGCCAGGGCGUCCUGGUGCGGAGCUGCACACUGGGAGGUGCACUGCAGCUGAACCAGGUAGCCCUGGCCCAGGCCUCUGGCCACCACCUGAGGCUGCUGCCUCAGCAGAGGUACCUGCGGACAGAGAGGGCCGAGGUGAGCGCCCUGGAAAGGAAGAGGAACGUCCUCUGCUGCCUCAUCACCCGCAUCCUCAAGGUGGAGAAGCAGCUCCACGUCGACAACCUGGUGUUCAGGGUGAUUGAUGCCUGUCAAAAGGGUGAACUGGGGCCAGGUGUGCAGUUUCUGAGCUUCUGCUGCCACAGCGUGGACGUGCUGUCCUGUGUCCUGCACCUGUUGAACCAGGGCUAUCUCCGGCGCCAGGAGGGGAGGCCUCAUGUCUUGGAAUACAUCUCUGCUGAACCCACAACACCCCCCACUUCCCAGGUCCAGCCACAGGUUGCCUUCCAGACUGUAGAGAUCAAGAUGGCAUCAAGCCUGGCCUCUGCCGAAAAGAGAAAGAUAUUUUCCACAUUCAGGUAGAUGAGGACCUGGUUGGGAGGACUCAGGCUGGGUCUAGUCUGUUUCUUCCUUGUGGGUUCUAUUUAAAUAAAUGAGCCAAGUGCCAUCCA
Lepidothrix coronata (blue-crowned manakin) is the source of this 1397-nucleotide messenger RNA. RefSeq names its product cullin-9-like. The record is from RefSeq and is a predicted model, not a curated record. NCBI's taxonomy places the organism in Eukaryota, Metazoa, Chordata, Aves, Passeriformes, Pipridae. The transcript has 7 exons. The coding region runs from base 289 to 1308 and encodes 339 amino acids. Gene Ontology annotation, biological process: ubiquitin-dependent protein catabolic process. Gene Ontology annotation, molecular function: ubiquitin protein ligase binding.